Molecule: messenger RNA, 774 nt
Organism: Drepanopeziza brunnea f. sp. 'multigermtubi' MB_m1
Lineage: Eukaryota; Fungi; Ascomycota; Leotiomycetes; Helotiales; Drepanopezizaceae
Source: RefSeq, a predicted model, not a curated record
AUGCCAGCCACUGAGAGCUUUCUUCGGCUCAACGACGAGAUCGUCAACGAGCUCGGCACCUCGACGAUGCUAUACACCCCAGCCAUCUGGGAUAUGUCUCGGUCGUCCCAUCGCGCAGUGGCCUGGGAUUCGCCCGUGGAGGGCCGACCGCUGUCUCUCGUGGGACGAGUGGACGGGCAAGCCGCCCAGCUCGAGCCUCCUUCGUUCCCGCCGGAGCAGGUAUACCGCGGCUACGCCCGCUGCGUCGGUGGCGACGUAUCGAAUGAAUCAUCGUGGCCAACCCCGCGGUCGGAACGUCCGGACGUCUCAUCCGCUGCCGGCGCCUCCGUCCUCGCAACCCGGUCCGGAGAGCCGUCUUGCGCCCCGGCCCGGACGUUUGCUGCUGGUCGGUCCUCCAACCUGGAGACUCCACUCGACUGGGUCCAAGGAGCUGCUACUACGGACGCUGGAUGGCGGCGUGUCUCCGACCGAGACGACGGCUGCGGACCCUCGUCAGAAGAUCCGGAAUGGGCGGCCCGCAAGGAGCACGGAGAGGAGUUGGCGGCGCAGUUGACUGGCGUCGGGUGGCCCCAUUCCGUCAAGCCUCAGGCUCUGCUCGGGUUGGUCGAGGUGGUCCGCCUCGGCCUCGGGGAGAAAAUGGUUCUCUUCGCGCCGUCCCUUCCGGUGCGGUUGCCUUGGAGUGGGUUAGUUACCAUUAUUGCGGGGGGCCUCCGCGUCGGGAUUACGUUCAUAUGGAAUGCAUACAGAAAGCAGACGGUACUGAGCAAACAAUAG